UGUGAUACCUAUACGCCAAAUUUGUGCUCCGCUAGAGCACCGGCGAGACAACUCAGCUGUGACAGGCUUUUAAGGUUGACGUUACGUUAAAUGCGUAUACAUGCACGUUUAUACUGCAGUGGCGUUUACGUUAAAAUAGUUCAGUCGUGACAUGUACUCGAGAGUACUUAACAACAUUAGGUUAUGAGCGAGUUGGAAGUUGUAUGUUUAGCAGUGACGUUAUGGACUAGUUAAAUCAUACUACGGUAUGGAUAAAUCCAAUUGUGAGAAGGGAAAUUAUACGAUUUAAUCGUACAGAUUUCUGUAAAUAACGUGACCAAAUAAAAUGCGUGUUUGUGUGUGAAUAUAAGGGAAACACAUUAUUGUUAGACUUUUAUCAUGGCUGUAUGAUUUAAUGAUUCAUGAGGGAUUUUAUGUGACAGUUGCAUCAGGUUUAAUAUUUUGUCAAACAAUUACCUCCACAGAUCGUUGCAAUAUUUAGUGAUUCAUGUGUGAAUAUGUCAGAAAUGCAUUAUUUUACAACUUUCAUUGAACCAUUACGUUCACAGUUGUAAGUUGUAUUGAGUGAUGCGUGUGUUUUAUCAGGGCCUGUAAGUGAGGAGCGGGCUCAUAACUAUAUUUAUGCUAAAAGUUUAUUCGAUAAACGGAGAAAAAGUAAAACAAUACUUUUUUACAUCCAAGAUGGCGGCUUUUUGUUUACAAUUCCAAUGUUACGGUGAAGUUCGUUUAUCCGCCCUUUAUUAUUGUAUUACGUGAUAAAUUUUCAUAACUUCGUUAGUUGGAUGGAGAAACUUACGAAAAAACAACAUUAACAACAACAACGAAAGUGAUGUUAAAGGGAAGUGCGUAUUAGAGCACAGUAAUUAGUGAAUGUUUUCGGUGCAUUAAUCGCCGGUGUAAAAAAAGCUUUGGUGAGUUUGAAUAAACAGGGAGGUGAUAAAGGCGGGAAAUGACUGAUCACAUGGCAAACUUGCGUCAUAUGACGUCACACGUACGUACGUUGUUCGUGAUUGUGUUCGCCGUUGCCGUGACGAUGCUGUUGCUAACAAGAAGCGUUACUCAACACUUCUCCGGUCUUGAGGUGCGGGGAAUGGCUCGAGAAAGAGUUGCGAGCCGUAUACAUCAUGUCAAUAACACUGGAAUCGUUCAGACUAAUACCUCAGGAAAUCAGACGAACAUUUACAAUGAUGUCAUGAAAAUACGUCUGCUCUGUGUAAUUCUAACCAUGCCGAAAGAUCUCCACACAAAAGUUGCAACUGUAAACAAAACUUGGGCAACGCGCUGUGACCGACAUUUUUACGUCAUCAAUUCCCGUAUAAAACGUCACGACUUUUUAAACAUAAACAAUAUACCAGAAAGCAGAAACAAUUUGGUGCAUAAAAUUCAAGAAGUGUAUAAAAGAGUUUACGAACGAUACAUGAACGAUUUUGAUUAUAUUUUAAAAGCAGACGAUGAUACUUACGUCAUUGUGGAGAACUUAAAAUAUUUAUUAUGGCAUCAUGAUGCUCAAAAGGCCGGUUACCUAGGAUUUCAUUUUAAUAAGUUCGUAAAAUCUGGUUACAUGAGUGGAGGUGCGGGCUACGUCAUCAGUAAUCGUGGUCUUCGUCAGAUGGUGGAAGAGGGGUUUAAUAAAGGACUGUGUAAAAUCGUAAAACGGGAGGAGGAUCAGGAAAACUCAGAAGAUAUUGAAACUGGGAGAUGUUUAGAGGCAGCUGGUGUCCCUGUGUGGAGCUCCCUGGACGCAGAAGGCCGAGAAACAUUCCAUCCAUACACAUUGGAGCGCCACCUAGCCGGGGACCUUCCGGGAUACCUGUACAGCUGGGCAAAGCAUCCUAUUCAGAAAGGAAAAGAGUGCUGCUCAAGAUACACAAUCAGUUUCCACUAUGUCCCACCAGAUGCCAUGAUAUAUCUCGACCACGUGUUGUACCAAAUGACUGUUUUUGGUGUCCAUGGCAACCAAGACUUCCCUGUGUCCGUGUUCAGUGAAGGGCAUAUUACGUGACCAUAAUAUUAAAUCUUAAACCAGUUAAUCUAUUCACAUAACGCGAUAACUUGGGCGCCGACCACCACACAAGCGGGCAUUACGGAACGUGAUUUCAAUGAUUGCAUUUAAUAAUCACAACAAUAUAUCAUUUGAUUCAUUUUCUUGCCCUUGGUAUGAACGUUCUUGUAAAAAAAUCCAUAUUGCAAAUGAAAAGACAUUUUAUUCUAUGUUUUGAACUGAGCUAUAAUCAAACCAUUCCAAUUUGGACAUUCUGUUUUUUAAAUGCUAUCCACGAAAUGUUUUCGUCUGAAUUAUGUUCUUGAUCGAACCCUUUCUUAUUACAGAAAUCGCAAUUAAAGAUACUUCAUAUUUGUUUAUGCAGGAGGUCCAACGUACAUUAUUGUUAAAAAAUCCGCCAUUUUGUUCCGCAUCGAACAUGUCCCUCACUUAAGAUUCCGCAAAAACAGUUAACGUUGGACCCCCUGUUAUGACUCCAGAAGAGUUCACUUAUAUCAGAUAUAAACGCUUUGCCAGAAAAACA
Molecule: messenger RNA, 2525 nt
Organism: Mya arenaria
Lineage: Eukaryota; Metazoa; Mollusca; Bivalvia; Myida; Myidae
Product: glycoprotein-N-acetylgalactosamine 3-beta-galactosyltransferase 1-like
Exons: 6
Coding region: 950-2002 (350 amino acids)
Cellular component (GO): membrane
Molecular function (GO): N-acetylgalactosaminide beta-1,3-galactosyltransferase activity
Source: RefSeq, a predicted model, not a curated record